AUGGUAGAUGGAUCUGAGCAAAUAGGAGGACCAAAUAAAAUUGUUGAAGUGAAUGAAGAUAAAAUCAAAGUAGGUAAAAGAAAAUAUAAUAGGGACGACAACAGCAAGGAGACAUUGCUCCAAGUAAUUAAAAAUUGGGUACUACCAGGUACUACCAUUAUAUCGGAUUGUUGGAAAUCUUAUGACUGUCUGGCAGACGAAGGUUUCCAACAUGAAACUGUGAACCAUUCCAAAAACUUUGUUGAUCUAGACACUGGUGUUCAUACCCGUAAUACUGACAAGCUGUGGAGGGAUAUGAAGAGUAGCAUUCCACGAUUUAGUCGUCGGGAAAAUAAUUUCGACGGCUACUUGGCGGAAUGUCAAUUUCGUAUGAAAUACUCCAAUCAUACGGACAGGUUCCAUCACUUUUUCAAGAGUAUGGCACAUCUCCAACCCCCUGCAGAAUUAGAUUCUGGGGAGUCAUCAGAUGGUUCUGAUUAGUCUACUCUUAUUUUUGUUAUAAAAAUGUUUGAAUUUGUAAUUUUUAAUAUUUUGCUCCUAUAUAUUCAGUUUCAUUUGACACUA
Messenger RNA from Anoplophora glabripennis (Asian longhorned beetle), 564 nucleotides. RefSeq lists its product as uncharacterized. The record is from RefSeq and is a predicted model, not a curated record. Bases 1 to 480 code for a protein of 159 amino acids. The transcript has 2 exons. Lineage: Eukaryota; Metazoa; Arthropoda; Insecta; Coleoptera; Cerambycidae.